CCUGGUCCUCCUCCUCCUCCUCCCCGCACGACCCCAAUCUCCUGCCGCGCCGCCACCCCCUACGUCAGUAGCGUGAGUUGCGUCAGUGAGUGUGGGAGUCUUGUAUGAGGACGUGACAGUCGCAUCACCACCAGCGCCACCGCCAGGAGGGCAGCACGCACCACCGCGGCGCCACGAGUCACAACACUUCCUGUCUUAUCGUGUGUCACUAAAGAAGGGAGGUACGUGAGGUGGAAGGUGGAGACGCGUCAAACAAUCUCACUCCGUAAGCUACAGUGAUGAGCGGCACUCGCCAAGUUUCCACCAACAUGGCCUUCAAGGACCUCUCUGGUGCCUCGCAGGCCAGGUCAGGCCGCAGAGCAAAGCUGUGGAAGGUAAAAAAGCUUGAGGAGAAGCUCGAGAAGAGUGACAGGGAGAAGGAAACGACUGGUGAUCGGAGGAAGAGGAGUAUCCGACAUAUUGGUGGUGGUGGUGGUGGUGGUGGCCGUGAGAGGCGUCGUGAGAAGACCUUCACCAACAUCAACACCAACAGCAAUGACAACAACAACAACAACAACAACAACAACAACAGCAACAGCAACAGCAACAACAACAUCACCGCCACCACCAACAGCGACAACACCAUUAACAAGGAGUGGAGUCAAGCGGAGGAGGGGCAGAAGCAAUACAAAAGGAGACGGAGGAGGAAAAGCGAAAACGACUUGCAGGACACUGAUACCUUUUCGUCAGGCACCUCAAUAUACGUUCCUGCUGCUGCCGGUCGCGUAGGGGCGCUGCUGGCAAGGGCGCGGCGAGCACUCUCUGAAAGACGCCAAAGGAGUGUUAGCCAGGGUCCUCAGCGCGCCCUGUCAUCCAGCAGCCAUGAAAUCUCUCUCGAUGAGCCACCGUCAGACGGCACCCUCGUGUAUUCCAGGGCAGGGCGGAGCGGCGGAGUGGCGGCAGCGUGGGUCACCCCUUCGCCCUGCCCUGAUGCCCCGUCCGGUCCCUCCGUCAGGCGCCGUGGUUCCCUAGACUCCCUCGGGUAUCCUGCCAGCGCCGCCAGCACAUCAUUAGGGAUGGGAUCUGCCUCCUCCCUGGACCAGACGAUGACAAGAUCUCUAGGGUCCCGCGGCUCCCUGUGUGACGAGGCGGCCGAUGAGUGUGACAACAUCAACGUGGUGGUGAGGUGUCGCCCUUUGAACGAGAAGGAGAAGCACAGAUGUGAUGAAAUGUGCCUUCAAUUUCCUGGGGAGGGACAAGCUUGGGUUAACAUGGACAAUAUGAACGGGCAGGCGGUACAGAAGCCCAAAGUGUUCACCUACAAUGUGGUGUUUGAACCCGAGGCUACUCAGGAGGACGUGCUAGCCCACUCUGGGGUGAAGAGGCUGCUAGACAUGGCCAUUGACGGCUUCUCCUGUACCGUGUUCUGCUACGGCCAAACAGGAUCCGGCAAGACACACACGCUUACCGGACCCCCGCACUUGUACUACCAGCCCAUCACCGCCUCCUCCAGGGCCCGCAAGACCAGACAGCCGCCCAAUUACUUCGUGUUCGACAAUGGCACCAGCAUGUUCUCUGAGAGUCACGGGCUCAUCUUCAGGUCCUUCGUGUACCUCUUCAACCAGUUACAGAACAGAGACGACAUGGAGUUCACCCUUACGGCUUCCUAUCUGGAAAUCUAUAAUGAAAAGGUGAUUGACCUCCUCAAUAUCGGGACCAACACUAAGCCUCUACAGGUUCGCUGGAGUAAGAAGAAACGAGGCUUCUUUGUGGAGAAUCUGUUUGAGAUCGAGUGUUCUGAGCUGGAUGACCUGCUGGCGGUCCUCGAGGAAGGUCUGAGGAACCGGGCAGUGGCGUCGCACAACAUGAACGAGUACUCCUCCCGCAGCCACACCAUCCUCACCGUCAACAUCACGUCAGAGCAGAAGGCGGAUGAUGGCGUGUACCUUACAAAGAAUGGCAAGAUCAAUUUUGUGGAUUUGGCCGGUUCAGAGAUGACCAAGAAGACCAACUCUGAGGGCAAGACUCUGGAGGAGGCCAACAACAUCAACAAGUCCCUCAUGGUGCUUGGGACAUGCAUCGCUGCCUUGUCCGACCACCGCAAGAAGGAUGGACACAUACCUUACAGAGACUCUAAACUAACUAAGCUUUUAGCAGACAGUCUGGCUGGAAAUGGAGUCACCCUUAUGAUUGCCUGCGUGUCACCUGCCAAAUCCAACAUCAGUGAAACACUCAACACUCUUCGCUACGCCUCGAGGGCCAAGCGUAUCCGAACUAAGCCUCUUAUCAUUAUGGACCCAAAGGAGAAGGUGAUCCUGAGUCUGCAGCGGGAGGUGAGUCUCCUACGGGAGGAGAAUGCUCACCUGAAGAUGCUCAUUGACCUUGGGGAAAAUGGUGUGCCACAGGAGGGCCCUCAGCAGCUCAAUGGCCACCUUGCAGCAGAGGCCAAUGGGAUAGACUCAGCAGAACAUGUGGCUGCUGUUGGGGGACGGCCAGCACCAGGCAUGAUAUCCCGCCAAGGCUCCUUCAGGAUAGACAAGGACAAGCUGGAGACACUGGACAACCAGGAGUUAGUGAAGCUGGUGCAGCAGUACAUGGCCUCCUACAGCAACAUCAGGAGAGAGAACAAGGAGCUGCAGCAAGUGUCGGCUGCCUUGGUGAAGGACCAGGAACUGGUGUGUCGGGAGAAUGAGCGACUCCUUCGCAAGCUUGAAGAUGUCAACAGGAAGGUGGCAAACACAGAACCCAGUGCACAGAACGAGAAGCUAGAUGACAAUGUAUGUCGCCGCUCACCCAUCAUCCCCGCCCAGCCUGCGGUGAAUGGGGAAGACCUUUUAAAUGCGUCUUUGAGUGGCAGCAGCUUCUACAGGAGUGGGGGAACACCUGGUUCUUUCAUAUCCCGAUCCCUGCCUUCCUCCUCUUCCUCCUCCUCUCAGGUGUGGAUCAACCCAUUGAAUGAGACCCAAGGGAAGAACACUGGCUCGGCUCCCUCUAGCAGCGGCAAUGGUGAGGGUGGUGGCCGGCCCCAUCACCUUCCUGAGUCCAUCAAUAAGGAACUGGAGAAGAGGAGAAUUGGCAAAAGCCUGACUGAUCUCACGGGAACUGGAGGCCAUGGAAAGAGUAGUGGAGGCAGACGAAACAGUUGGGAUGAGAGGAAUGAGAGGAAGAACCCUGUGAAGAGCAAGAGCAUAUCCCCGGGCAUGGCUAAUGGCAGAAGUGGAGGCCGAGGUAAGACUCGCUCCAAGUCGGUGCCAAGGCCGAAGGGUCGAAGGCGUGGAGACGUGCCUGGGCGCGCUCCUGCUCCAAGAGAGACAGACCACAGACCCCCGGGCAUGCGAUCAUCGUAGCUUCCUCGCUCCUCUCUUGCCUCCGUCUGACCGUGCCACCUGCCAGGUCUCUUCUGCCUCGACUUCUAGCGCCAAUUAGAAGUUAGCAGCCGGCCUCAUGAAGGUCUUCACUUGUCUCCGUCCACCUGUGAUGUGUUGAGCUUGGCAGUAAUGCCAUCAGCUCUUCCUCCACUGGCUGGUGUCACAUCACACUGGUACUGGAGGUGCUGCCUGUCAGCUUAUACCAUCACUAUGAUUAAUAAUCUCUAUAUAGACAUCAGCAUAUAUAUACGUAUCAUCUUCUGACGUCAUCCUGUCAUUACAAAGCUGUGUUGUGGAGCACCAGCGCCUUCAUGUCAACGUGUACUGCUGCAUCGCAUCACUCUGAAUGAGUCAGACCAUCCAUUUCAAAUUUUAUUUUGUUUCUCAUUUCUGUAUUUCCAUAUUUGUUUUUGGGAAUGAUUUUGGAAGUGGGAGAUAAUAAUCAUCAUAUACAUAUGUAUUUCAUUCCAUGUAAUCUUUUGUUCAUUAAGUUGUCACUUCUUAUAAGCCAGACGUUUGUACAGAAGAUAAAGGACUACAUUACAAUAUAA
Messenger RNA from Portunus trituberculatus (swimming crab), 3898 nucleotides. RefSeq names its product kinesin-like protein KIF12. Bases 279 to 3326 code for a protein of 1015 amino acids. NCBI's taxonomy places the organism in Eukaryota, Metazoa, Arthropoda, Malacostraca, Decapoda, Portunidae. The transcript is spliced from 22 exons. Gene Ontology annotation, molecular function: ATP binding; microtubule binding; microtubule motor activity. Gene Ontology annotation, biological process: microtubule-based movement. The record is from RefSeq and is a predicted model, not a curated record.